GGUAACGUGACUCUCAUGAACGGGAAAUGGGAACCAAGGGAGCAUAAACCUCAGAACCUACAAACGCGUCUCCUCGUCUCCACUUUGUCCCGGUUCGUCCCGUCGGUACCGACCGGGACAGCUACAGAGACCGUCCUCAGGAGUCCUCAGAGGGGUCCAGGCGGCAGACAGUCAUGGGGUCCCUGUUUCGAAGCGAGGAGGUGUGCCUGGUGCAGCUCUUCCUCCAGUCUGGCUCGGCCUACAACUGUGUGAGCGAACUUGGAGAGCUGGGAUUGGUGGAGUUCAGAGACUUGAAUCCUAACGUGAAUGCCUUCCAGAGGAAGUUCGUCGGAGAAGUCAGGCGAUGCGAAGAGCUUGAGAAGACUUUUUCGUUCCUGGAGCAGGAGAUCAAUCGCUCCUUAAACCCACCCCUGAAGGGUCCGCUCCGUCCUCCGCACCCGGUGCCGUCGGCACCUCAGCCACGGGAACUCAUCACCAUAGAGGAGGAAUGCGAGAGGCUGGCGAGAGAGCUCAGGGAGGUGUCCAGGAACAGAGACAGCCUGCGGACUCAGCUCACCCAGCUCUGUCAGUACAAAGGAGUGCUGACCCAGACGCACUCGCUCACAGCUUCCCAGACUCCACCGCCUGUGCUGGAAGGCCACGGCCUGUUCGAUCAUCGCCAAGAUAUCCGCCUCAGUUUUGUUGCAGGAGUGGUCCAUCCCUGGAAGGUCCCCUCGUUCGAACGCUUGCUGUGGCGGGCGUGUCGCGGUUACAUCAUCGUGGAUUUUAGAGAAAUGGGGGACCGUCUGGAGCACCCGGACACGGGAGAAAUGGUGCAAUGGACCGUCUUCCUCAUCUCCUUCUGGGGAGAUCAGAUCGGACAGAAAGUGAAGAAGAUCUGCGAUUGCUUCCAUACGCAGACGUUUCCAUACCCUGAGAGCACCGCUGAGCGGGAGGAAAUUCUGCAGGGGCUUCAAGGCCGGAUUGAAGACAUCAAAUCAGUGUUGUCUCAGACCGAGGCCUUUCUGCAGCAGCUGCUGCUGCGAGCGGUGGCCAUCCUGCCUCAGUGGAAGGUCCGGGUCCAGAAGUGCAAGGCCAUCCAGCUGGUGCUGAACCUCUGCAGCCCCUCCGUAACUGACAAGUGCCUGAUUGCCGAGGCCUGGUGUCCCACCAACAAGCUGCCCGAGCUGCAGAGCGCCCUCAGAGAAGGAGGGAGGAAGAGUGGCAGUGGGGUGGACUCCUUCUACAACCGCCUGCCCUCCUCCACCCCUCCUCCCACCCUGUUUCCCAUCAACUCCUUCACAGCUGGUUUCCAGAAUAUCGUUGAUGCUUACGGUGUGGCCAGCUACCGGGAGGUCAAUCCAGCGGUGUACACCAUCAUUACAUUCCCCUUCCUGUUUGCUGUGAUGUUUGGGGACGUGGGUCACGGUUUGCUGAUGUCUUUGGCCGCCCUGUGGAUGGUGCUUGAGGAAAAAGACCCCAAGCUCAAAAAUAAUACCAAUGAGAUCUGGAGGAUGAUGUUUGGAGGACGUUAUCUGAUUCUGCUGAUGGGCCUCUUCUCCAUCUACACGGGAGCCGUCUACAACGAGUGUUUCAGCCGAGGCAUCAAAACCUUCAGCUCAGGGUGGCACGUCGGCCCCAUGUUUGAAAAGAACAUCUGGAACUCAUCGGUCCUGGAGGGGAACCAGUUCUUGUCCAUGGAUCCUAAUGUGACCGGGGUUUUUACCAGCCCCUAUCCAUUUGGGAUUGACCCGGUCUGGGGCAUGGCCAACAACAAACUGACCUUCCUGAACUCCUACAAGAUGAAGAUGUCGGUCAUCAUCGGCGUCAUUCACAUGACCUUUGGCGUCUGCUUAUCCUUCUUCAACUACCUGCACUUUGGGAAGAUCAGCAGCAUAUUCUUUGUGCUGAUCCCAGAGCUGUUCUUCAUGCUGUGCCUCUUUGGGUACCUCGUCUUCAUGGUGGUCUUCAAAUGGAUCGCCUACACUCCUGCUCAGUCCAGAAUCGCUCCCAGCAUACUCAUCCACUUCAUAGACAUGUUCCUCUUCACAGACAACCCAGAGAACCCCCAGCUGUUCACGGGUCAGCUUGUUGUCCAGAAGAUCCUGGUUGUGCUGGCCCUGUGUUCAGUCCCUGUCCUCCUGCUGGGGAAACCCCUGUGCGAAUAUGUCGCCUUCAAAUCAAGACGGCGGCGACAAAUAGACGAGGAAAGGCGGCCGUUGGUGCCCGACGAAGGCUCGGUCAACACCCGUCAGGGGGAGGUGGAGGGCGGUGCAACUGAAGAGGAGGAGUUCGAUGCUGCAGAUGUGUUCAUGCAUCAGGCCAUCCACACCAUCGAGUACUGCUUGGGCUGCAUCUCCAACACGGCCUCCUAUUUGCGGCUCUGGGCCCUGAGUUUAGCUCAUGCACAGCUGUCAGAGGUGCUGUGGGUCAUGGUCAUGCGUCUGGCCCUGAAGUGGGACGGCUACGUCGGAUCUGCUGUGCUCGCUGUGAUCUUCGCCUUCUUCGCCGUGUUGACCGUCUCCAUCCUCCUGGUUAUGGAGGGGCUCUCGGCUUUCCUGCACGCGCUCCGUCUGCACUGGGUGGAGUUUCAGAAUAAGUUCUACAGCGGAACAGGCUACAAACUCAGCCCGUUCUCCUUCACCUCGCUGAUCAACGCUUCAGCUGCUAUAUGAUGAGCCGAGCAAUUGCAAAUCAGUUAUAAUAACUAAAGUAUUUGUGUAUCUUAAUGGUAUUCUAUUGUCUGUAUGCCAUGAAAUGGUUAAAUUAACUUGCACAAUAAUCAUGAUGAAUAAUGCAGACUGUUAUUUUUACAUCAGUAGAAUAAAAAGUAUGCCCGCUUGCUUAAUUAUGGCACCGUUGUAUGAGAACAUACUUUUGUAUCCCCUUUGUAAUAUUUUUUAAAAAAGUGUUACACUGUGCACUCUAAUUGAUUUUUCAUGAGUUAGAAAUGUUAUACACAUUUUUACUGCAUGAACAUUAAUGAAAAACACAAAUUGUGAAAAGGGAAAGCACAUCUGCUAAUGGGGUCUGUUUGCUGUUUAAGGGAACUUGACAUUAUUGACUUGGUGAAUGUUGAACUUCUUGAAAGAUUGUUUAGUUCAGUUUCAAUAUUCAUAUUCAUAAGCCAAAGAUUCUUUCCCUCAUCAUGUCCCAACAUGUUUUUCUUACUGUGCCUUACUGGACCUGUUUAUUUAGCCGGUUUAGAUUGCUGCUGCUACUGCUGUUCUCAUGCCAAUACAGACGUUUCAAUUUGAUAUUUUGUCUUCUUUUUUUUGUCAUUUAACUGAAUACAUUUAAAUAAAUUGGAAAUUAAAUAAAGUUUGUUUUUUGAUUACUG
Fundulus heteroclitus (mummichog) is the source of this 3319-nucleotide messenger RNA. It is a transcript of the gene tcirg1b, whose product is annotated as T cell immune regulator 1, ATPase H+ transporting V0 subunit a3b. The record is from RefSeq and is a predicted model, not a curated record. Gene Ontology annotation, biological process: vacuolar acidification; proton transmembrane transport. NCBI's taxonomy places the organism in Eukaryota, Metazoa, Chordata, Actinopteri, Cyprinodontiformes, Fundulidae. Gene Ontology annotation, cellular component: plasma membrane; vacuolar proton-transporting V-type ATPase, V0 domain; vacuolar proton-transporting V-type ATPase complex. The transcript is spliced from 21 exons. The coding region runs from base 174 to 2654 and encodes 826 amino acids. Gene Ontology annotation, molecular function: proton-transporting ATPase activity, rotational mechanism; ATPase binding.